Molecule: messenger RNA, 2208 nt
Organism: Hemisphaericaspora subhashii
Lineage: Eukaryota; Fungi; Ascomycota; Pichiomycetes; Serinales; Debaryomycetaceae
Exons: 1
Coding region: 1-2208 (735 amino acids)
Source: RefSeq, a predicted model, not a curated record
AUGUGUUCUUCAUAUUCCGAGAAACAACCAUUAUUAAAACAUAAAUCAAAGCAUAAGAGAUACAAUGACAGCGAUGAGGAAAAUGAUAGCGAAAUCUCGACAAACACAAUAUGCCCCACAUUCAGUUCCCUUAUUUCAUCAACCUUUCAAUGCUUUCCAAAAUUAACAAAACAUUUAUCUAACGAAUCUGGAGAAGAAAUCAUUGACUAUUCAGAUGAUGAAGCGUCUUUACCAGAUUUACCCUAUACGGUUGGUCCUACUGCAAUUGUCUUACCCCAAUAUACACUUUCGCAACAUCAAAGGUUAAUUGAAUUAAGAAAGUUAAUGAAAAGGCAUAAUAUUGGAGUCUAUAUCAUUCCUUCAGAAGAUGAACAUCAUUCCGAAUAUACAGCAUUGGCCGAUAAGAGAAGAGAAUAUAUUUCUGGUUUCACAGGAAGUGCAGGUAUCGCAGUUGUUACUUUGACUAAUGGUGAUACUUUAGAUGGUGAAGCCGCAUUGUCAACAGAUGGAAGAUACUUCUUACAAGCAGAAAAGCAAUUAGAUCUCAGGUAUUGGAAGUUAUUAAAACAGGGGUUGCCCGAGUAUCCUACUUGGACCAAAUAUGCAAUAGAUAGUGCUAUUCAUAAUCCAUUCAGCAAAGUAAUUUCUUGCGAUCCAAGAGUGUUAAGUUUACCAAUUGGUGAAUAUUUCAAACAAUCCCGAGUAUUACAUUAUUUGAACAAAUUUGACUUCAAGCCCUUGAUCUCGGUUAAUUUAGUAGACGAAGUGUGGGGAGAUGAAAAACCAAGUAGAUCUUUAGAUCCCGUGUAUCAUUUACCACUUAAAUAUAGUGGAGAACAUACAAAUGAGAAAGUGCAAAGGGUAAGGGCAAUAAUGAAGAAGCGUGCAGGUACCCACUACUUGGUGACUGAUUUGGAUAGCGUCGCCUGGCUAUUCAAUUUGAGAGCAGAUACAGAUAUCCCAUUCAAUCCAGCAUUCUUUUCAUACGCUAUGAUUACCUUUAAUGCUGUAAUCCUCUAUAUCAACCAAAACAAGAUUGAUAAGGGGAACCAAGACAUUCAUGAUUACUUAGCUAGCAUUGAAGGAUUGCGGAUCAAAGACUAUGAAGAUUUCUACCACGAUGCAUCUCAAUUGAAGUCAACCAUCCACGACCAGAACCUUACAAUCAUCUUACCUACUAAAGCAUCAACAACGUACGCCUUAUACGAUUCUAUCCCAGAAUCAUACAGCAAGCGGAAAAUCAUCUACGAAUCAAUCAUCUCCAACUUAAAGAUCUUCAAAAACAAGACCGAAUCAUUCAACGCCAAGAUCGCCCAAUAUAAAGAUUCAUUAGCAUUCAUUGUCUUUUCAUCCUGGUUAGAGCAUGAAUUAAUCCACAAACAGGCCGAAAUAUCUGAAUAUGAUGCUGCUUGCAAGAUCUUCUCAAUUAGGGAAACCUUACCCAAUUUCAAAGGUCUCUCUUAUGAAACCAUAUCUUCGACCGGCCCAAACGCCGCCAUAAUUCAUUAUGCCCCUACCAAAGAGGAAAAUUCAAUCAUCGACCCCCAGAAAAUCUAUUUAAUCGACUCAGGUUCCCAAUUCUUAGAGGGAACAACCGAUAUCACCAGGUCUUACAUGUUUGAUCCCAAGAGUGUUACUCAGAGAUAUAAAAAAUUCUACACUCUUGUACUUAAGGGCCAUCUCGGAGUCGCAAUGGCAAAAUUCCCACCAAAUCUGAAUAAGACCGGUACAGUAUUGGACUCAUAUUCUCGACAACCACUUUGGAACGAAGGUCUUGAUUUCAACCAUGGGACAGGACAUGGUGUUGGUGCGUUUGGAAAUGUUCAUGAAGGGCCAUUAUAUAUCCUGACUACCGCGGGAGGACCCAAUCUGUUGGAUUUAUAUCGUCCGGGGGCGAUCUUGUCGGAUGAGCCGGGGUUUUAUGUGGAUGGUGAGUUGGGUAUUAGGAUUGAGAGUGAGCUUAUGGUGAUUGAAUGUGAUGAUAGUGUGGGAAAGACCAGGAAUGGAGAUAAUUUCUUGGGAUUUGAAUAUUUGACAAAAGUUCCUUUUUGUAGAAAACUUAUUGAUACUGAGCUUUUAUCCACUGUUGAAAUUAAUUGGAUAAAUGAGUAUCAUAAGAGUAUUAGAGUUGAUUUUGGUGAUAAAUUGUUAGAAAUUGGCGAUAGGAGAGCUUACAAUUGGUUAUUCAAAGAAACUGAACCAAUUUAA